This is a messenger RNA of Anopheles arabiensis, 3744 nucleotides long. RefSeq names its product arf-GAP with dual PH domain-containing protein 1-like. Gene Ontology annotation, cellular component: intracellular membrane-bounded organelle; plasma membrane. NCBI's taxonomy places the organism in Eukaryota, Metazoa, Arthropoda, Insecta, Diptera, Culicidae. Gene Ontology annotation, molecular function: phosphatidylinositol bisphosphate binding; GTPase activator activity. Bases 748 to 1899 code for a protein of 383 amino acids. Gene Ontology annotation, biological process: positive regulation of GTPase activity. The record is from RefSeq and is a predicted model, not a curated record. The transcript is spliced from 4 exons.
CAACCCGUCGCAUUCCUUAUUUAGGUGCUUAUUUUGCAGCAGAAAAUGCGCGUAAAUAAUAAAUCGCUCUGAAAUUUGUGCAACUUUCAACUCAAUUUAGCCACGCCAAACGCAAGUGAACCUGAUUUUCGUCAAGCACUUCACCACCAGGCAGUGUGUACGCAAGCGAGUGUAAAGAACGUUCGCCCCAAAAAUGCAUAAAAAAUGGCGCCGCACCAGUUUGGUCGCCCGUGAAGAAUUUGUUAUUGUGAACAACCAACUCCCCCCACUGCAGCGAUAGUGUGUGCCGUCGUGGUCGGUCGUCGUCGUCGUCGUGGUCGUGGUCGUCAUCCCGUCGCUGGUCGUGGUGGUGGUUUCGUGAAGGAAAAAAAAUAAGUCGGAAUUUCCAGCCACAGUGUUACGAAAAGGGUGUGUGAAUAGUAAAGUCUGGUGUUGCGACGCCUUAAAAGAAAAGGAAUCAAAAAGUGAAAGAAAAGUCCUCCCGUCCGGGGAGUGGAGAAGCAGCUCGCCACAAGUUGGAUGCGUGUCGUCCGGGGGCACUGUCUCAGCAAGUGCACAGAGCGUGUAUAAAGUGUACCAAGUGUGUGUGUGUGUGUUUGUGCGUGUGUGGAUGAUUGUUUUUAAUUUAGCAACGACGGCGAAAACAGCAGCUCCUCCUCGCAGCCGGGGGCAAACAGGCAGCAGCAACCAACAAUAACAGAGCAACACCAUCAUCAUCACCAUCAUCAUCAUCGUCAUCACAGAGACAUGGCUGACCAGAACGAGAAAAUUCUUCAUCGCCUGCUGCAACAGGACGGGAACAGCAUUUGUGCGGAUUGUGAUUCGAAAAAUCUAGAAUGGGCCUCAUACAACAUCGGCAUCUUCCUGUGCACCCGGUGCUGUGCGGUCCAUCGCAGCAUGGGUGCGCACAUAUCGAAAGUGAAGCAUCUCAAGCUGGACAAAUGGGAGGACAGCCAGAUCCAGCGCAUGAUCGAUGUGGGCAAUAAGUCGGCCAGACUGAAGUACGAGAACCGUGUGCCGGCUUGCUAUCGGAGACCGAAAGAAAACGAUCCACAGAUACUGAUCGAGCAAUGGAUAAGGGCAAAGUACGAGCGGCUAGAAUUCUGCAUGAUCGAACGCCCCAGCUACACGUCCGGCCGGAUGGAAGGGUUCCUGAUGAAGCGCGGCAAGGAGGACAGCCGCUACCAGCCCCGCAAGUUCGUGCUGUCCGGCCUGCACGACACGCUGCGGUACUACGUGAAGGAAAAGCGCGAACCAAAGGCCAUACUGCGAAUAUCGGAGCUGAACGUGGUGUACGCACCGUCGAAAAUCGGCAAUCCCAACUCGCUGCAGCUCACGUUCAUGAAGGAGGGUACCACGCGGCACAUCUACGUGUACCACGACGAUCCGGAGGUGAUCAACAACUGGUACAUGGCGAUACGGUGCGCCAAGCUGCACCGGUUGCAGAUCGCGUACCCGAGCGCCUCCGAGAGCGAUCUGGUCGAUCUGCUGACGCACGAUUUCACGCGCGAGGGCUGGCUGCUGAAGACGGGACCGCGGGCGACCGACAGCUACAAGCGGCGCUGGUUCACGCUCGACGAUCGUAAGCUCAUGUACCACGACGAUCAGCUCGAUGCGCACCCCAAGGGGGAAAUCUUUCUCGGCAACCAGCUGGACGGGUACUACGUCCGGAUAGGGGCGCCGCCCGGUGCCAAAGAUCAGGGCUACAGUUUUACGCUCUUCACGCCCGAGCGGGUGUACAACAUGUCGUCGCACAGCGAGCAGGACCGGGACGAAUGGAUCGCGGCGAUACAGAACGUGCUGGAGCGGCCGCUCAGCCCGCAGGACAAUUCAAUAUCGGCCCGACUAAUACGCAAGCGCGGCGGAACCAACCCAAAGAAUAUCUUUACGGGUAGGUAAUACAGUGCACAGGAUCCUUCGUCCGAUGGGACGCUAUUGUAAGAAGCAACGGAAAGUUGGCCAGCAUCGCCAACCGAGCAAACAUCAGAUCAUGGCGGAACGAUCAAACUUCCGACCCGAUGUCACGUGACACCUGGAAAUCAGCUGGUUUUGCUUGAGAAAGACAACCAGCAGGGCCACAAACUCGAUAUAGAGGUUGAGACACCGUUCGGUUUCUUCUUCGGUUAGCGAACAAAUGCUGAGUAGCACACUACCACAGUAACACAUAUGCGCAGCUUACAAAGCAGCAAAGGCUAACACGUUGGCUUUGGCUUGGGCCAACCAUUAUAUCAACCUACAUACUACUAUCACCAUAGAUCUAGUUUCUCAUUUCUAGACUGCAACGCAGCUCCAUCGAAAGCUUUGGUUACGUUGUGUGUGUGUGUGAGAGCCUGCAAAAGCUGUAAAAAGUGCUUCGUAAUGGGAAUGAUAAGCACCGAAAGACCUCUGGAUGGUAUUUAUUUUCAUAUCGUUUAUUCGCUAGUUUUGAUUUAUGGACUAAAUGAGAGCGAAAGAGUGGGAGGUAGAUACUAGCUAAGGAAUGCACAUAAAGCCAAGCAGACACUUUAAUCACGCACCAAUGCGAUCUAUUUAUUGACACAGAACACAGAACUAAAUAUUAAAAAUAAGCGCAACAAGCAGCUGCAUCGAUCGCUGAGAAAUACUCAGCCAAAUUGACUACGUAGAACUAUGUUUUAAUAGCAGGGCAAAUAAGUUUUGCGAAUGUACAUUUCCUUCCCGAAUCUUUUUUAUACCUCCCUCCCUGUCUCUGUAUAUCAGUUCUGUGUCUGUUUCUGCUUCAUUGCACACGGAGAGGUGUAUAUGCACAAACUAGAUACACACACGUUGACGCAAAAUGCACGCAUUUUCUUUUUGCUAAACCCCGUUUAGAGCAAGAACAAAAUAAGAUUAUUAAAGAAUUAAUUUGUUGUGGAUAGCACACACACAGUACACAGUUUCGUUUCCGUAAGGGGCAGAAGAGGCAAUCGUUUUCGCACUAAAAUGUAGGUGUGUGUUUAUUAAACGAUCGUAACGCGCUAGUAUAACAAUGACAACCCGUGCAGGAGAAGACAGACGGCGUAGAAUUGAAACGAUAUAACGAAACUAAAAAGAAACAAACAGCUAAGCUAAGGUAAUGCAAUUUCUACUGGCUGAAAAAACAGAGCCGGAAGUAAAAAUAAGAUUUAGAAGUACAUUUUGCUUACAGAUUUCGUAAGCGGCAUUAGAUAGGCAAAAUUAAAUUGAAGCAAAGAUGAGUGGUGAGAUAUGCGUAUCGACGAACGAAGAGCUGCGCAACGCCACGCAACAAACACUCAAACCUCAGUUCGAUUCUAGCACAAGCUGCCGGAACCGCAGACUUUAACAUGCAAUUGGCCAAUAUUGCGUGUGGUGUGUGUGUGUGUGUAGUAGUAGAUUAACCGUCGUGUGUGGUUCCUAUAAUGCCCAGGUGGCGAAUCGCUCUCAGGGCAGCUCUAGAGAGAAAACUGCCAGCUAACUGUUUUAGUGUUCUGUGUCGGUUUUAAACGUAUUUUUCUUUCGUUUUUUUUUAUACAAACUACGACAUUUCAUCACAGAAGAAACUGAAAACACAGGCACAUAAAGAAAAAGGCAAAAACCCACAAAUGAAGAUCACGUCACACGAUACUCUGCUCAAAUGACUUUGUUUUAUUGACGAAGAAUUGUAAACCCAAACGUGGUGAGAAUGUAAGCGAAAGGAGGAAGGAACGAACUACAAUAAUCACACAAACAAGCAACACUAAAAAACCGGAUCGAAAUAUGCCCCCCCCCCCUCACAAACAAUUUACA